Coniophora puteana RWD-64-598 SS2 is the source of this 642-nucleotide messenger RNA. RefSeq names its product DUF1768-domain-containing protein. The record is from RefSeq and is a predicted model, not a curated record. Lineage: Eukaryota; Fungi; Basidiomycota; Agaricomycetes; Boletales; Coniophoraceae. The transcript has 4 exons. The coding region runs from base 1 to 642 and encodes 213 amino acids.
AUGGGACUGUUAGACUUCUUUUCGAGCUCAAGCUCAAGCUCGAAACGUGAUCGCUCGAGCCCUUCGCCCCCACCCAAACAGCCCGCUCGAUUGACCAAGGAAAGGCCUGCCAAAUUUAGAGGAUCUGACGUUCAGCACUCCUCCGACGCCACUCAGUCAAAUCACACUAGAUCGCCCAGUCGUCCUUGCAUCUUGUUCUAUGAUAAACACAAGCCAUUCUACGAGUUUACCAACUUCUCUUCCCAUCCCGUGCAGUAUAAUGGCAAGACAUAUCCUACAUGCGAGCACCUGUUCCAGUCAUUCAAGUUUAUGGACGAGUACCCUGAUAUCGCAGAGCUUAUCAGAACUGGAGGCGAUCGGCCUAUGGCUGCGUUUGACGAAGCACAUCGUUAUCAAAACUGGGUACGACCAGAUUGGAGACAGGUGAAUGUAGCCAAGAUGGAGGAGGCUCUCUAUCUAAAGUUCACCCAAAACAGGGAGCUCAAGAAGCUCUUGCUUGAUACCGGGGAUGCAGAGCUUGUCGAGGAUUCGCCAUGGGACUACUUCUGGGGAGUAGGUGCUAACCAUUCUGGACGAAACGAACUUGGGAGAGCCCUGGAAAGGUUGCGUGACGACCUUAGUGAGUUCAAUAUUAGUGUCUGA